Echinostoma caproni is the source of this 1245-nucleotide messenger RNA. NCBI's taxonomy places the organism in Eukaryota, Metazoa, Platyhelminthes, Trematoda, Plagiorchiida, Echinostomatidae. The record is from the annotation of a GenBank genome assembly.
AUGUUUCCAUGUCCAGAUGUAUCCGGUCCGUGUGUAAACGGAUCCUCUUCCUCUUCAUCUUCGUCCGCUUCCUCGUCCAACAAUAUGUGGUCCGUGUCAUCAGGUCGAAAUCCUGUCCCGGGAACCACAACUACCACCACCAGUACCGGUCUCUCGUCGGUCCACAUGCUUCCAGGUUUUCUUCCACAAAGCACUGGUACGCAGUCCACUUUUCCUCUGACCAAUAACACCGGUCCCCAAUCGACUUUACAACAACCUCAUCCGCACGCGUUACAUCCCUCGGCACAUUUGACAUCCAAUUCGUACACCGAUUCCGGCACUUCGUCCUAUCCCCUGACACAACAGCUCCGUUCAUGUGCUCCCGUGAAUGGUGCCGGUCUAUCAAACGUUCCUGUUCAUCUAAGCGCCACACAUCCCACCGACGCAACAAAUCGACCGUUGGAAUCGGCCUCCGGAUUUCCGUUGCACGAAUUCGGACAUUUGCACCAGCCACCGAUUUCCGUUUCUCCCGGACCCACACUCAAUCUUCUCGGUCCCGGUUCGAACGCAUUUGAUGCGCAUCCCGGUCCGUCCAGUCUGAGCACACUAUUGACUCCGGGAACCGGAGGAGGAGGACACUUUUCUGCGGACAUGGCCAGUUGCUCGAGGGAUGCUAUUCUUUCCUUAUCCGGUUCUGGCCUAGACGAUGUGGACGGUUCUACACAAGUCCCGGGCAUUCUCCAUGCACAUUCCUCAACUCCAUUCGCGCAUUCCGCCUCGUCCGCCGCGGGAACCGCAACAGCUGGAGCCACAGUAGUCACCACCUCUUCGAAUGCAACAAACAACUCGGGCAGUUUGACUGGUCGUACAGCCCGGAGCAGUCGUGUGGCCGGGCACAAACGGAGGGCUUCUUCUACUCUUCCAUCCGCAACUCCUGUCCCGGAUCAUCAUCAUCACCGCCACCAGCAGGACAUUAUCAGCGGAGCCAGUGCAUUAAGUUCCUUGGUUACCGGUGCCAGCGGCCUCGGAUCCGACUGCUCUUCAUCAUUGUUCGGGGAGUACGAGACAACCGGUCGCGGUUUCGGUCAUGGUCAAACACCAAGCUUGUGUGGCACUGAUUCAGAAGAGACAAUCGAUCCAGAUGAGACCCCGGAGCAAAAGGCAGAACGUGAACGCAGUAGACGACAAGCGAACAAUGCUCGCGAACGUCCCAUUGUUCUCGCAUAUCUUCACUAUCUGAAUGAGGCCUUAUAUGAUUUGGUUUAA